AUGUCGUCAUCUGAAAACGCUGCGUCACACGGAGUGUGUGAAGCAUCACCCCCCACAUCAGAGGCUGAACCCUUGAGGAUUGUUCUGCUGGGGAGGACGGGAACAGGCAGAAGCUCCUCAGGAAACACCAUCCUGGGCAGGUCCGCCUUCUGGGUCGACGUGUCCCCCUGCUCCGUCACCACACAGUGCCAGAGGAAGACUCUGACAGUCGACGGGCGGAGUAUUUCUGUGAUUGACACUCCAGGUUUCUUCCACACGCACCUGUCACCUGAGGAGGUCAUGGUAGAGGUGGGACGGUGUGUUGUCAUGUCGUCUCCAGGACCCCACGCCUUCUUGGUGACCCUGCAGCCCGGCAGGUUCACCCAGGAGGAGAGGGAUGCCUUAGAGUGGAUCAAGGCCACGUUUGGGCCCGGGGCCACCAGGUUUACCAUGGUGCUGUUCACCUGGGGAGACCAGCUGCAGGGAAAACGCAUCGAGGACUUCCUGGAAGAGAGCGAUGAGCUGUCAGAAUUUGUCAGCGGCUGCCAGGGGGGGUACCACGUCCUUGAUAACAGCGAGCAUGACAAGAUGACGGAGUGCCCAGAACAGGUCGUGCAGCUGCUGAAGAAGAUAGACAAGAACGUGGUGGAUAACGGAGGCGGCUGCUACAGCAACGAGAUGUUCAAGGAGGCCGAGAGCGCCAUCAGAAAGGCACAAGAGAGGAUUCUGGGAGAAAGAGGGCACGAGGUGGAGUCCCUUCAGAAGGAGGCUGAAGGCAAGGAGGAGCAGGGACUGGCGUUAGAGAGGGGGUGGAGGGAAGAGGAGGAGAGGAGGAGGGAGGAAGAGGAGGCCAGGAAAAGGGCGGAGAGGCUCUUCUGGUCCGAGCUGGUGACUGCGAUGGGGAGAGGCGCAGCAGAGGGGGCAGGGAUCAUGGGGAAGGACAAGGGGAAAGGGAAAGCUGUGAAGAAGGUGAAGGUGGUGGAGAAGGCAGCAGCUCUGGCAGCCUCGCCGCUCUCCAUCCGUUCAGCUGCAAGAGUGGUGGAGGGAGCGGUGAGAGAAGGGAGUAAGGUGCUCUAUAAACACAGGAAGACGUUGCUGCACUGA
Molecule: messenger RNA, 1083 nt
Organism: Chelmon rostratus (copperband butterflyfish)
Lineage: Eukaryota; Metazoa; Chordata; Actinopteri; Chaetodontiformes; Chaetodontidae
Product: GTPase IMAP family member 7-like
Exons: 2
Coding region: 1-1083 (360 amino acids)
Molecular function (GO): GTP binding
Source: RefSeq, a predicted model, not a curated record